Molecule: messenger RNA, 660 nt
Organism: Geosmithia morbida
Lineage: Eukaryota; Fungi; Ascomycota; Sordariomycetes; Hypocreales; Bionectriaceae
Product: p24 family protein alpha
Exons: 3
Coding region: 1-660 (219 amino acids)
Biological process (GO): endoplasmic reticulum to Golgi vesicle-mediated transport; intracellular protein transport; Golgi organization
Cellular component (GO): endoplasmic reticulum-Golgi intermediate compartment; COPII-coated ER to Golgi transport vesicle; Golgi apparatus
Source: RefSeq, a predicted model, not a curated record
AUGAAGGUCCUCUUCCCGCUCCUGUCGCUGGCCUCGGCCGCCCAGGCUCUCUACUUCUUCAUCGACCUCUCCACGCCGAAGUGCUUCUACGAGGAUCUCCCAAAGGACACUCUGGUCGUGGGGCACUACUCUGCGGAAGAGUGGGACGACCGAGCCAACUCCUGGCAGCAGCAUACCGGGAUCAACAUCUUCAUUUCCGUUGAUGAAAUCUUUGAUGAUGAUCACCGCGUCGUCUCUCAGAAGGGUACAUCAUCCGGCCGCUUCACCUUCUCCUCUGCCGAGUCCGGCAACCACAAGAUCUGCUUCACCCCGUCCUCAACGUCCGGCCGCAGCGCGUGGACCAGCCUGACCCACGAGAACGGUGGCAUCAAGCUCCAGCUCGACAUGGUCAUCGGUGAGACCAACCAGAUCGAGAGCACCGACAAGAAUAAGCUGCAGGACAUCGCCUCGCGCGUCAGGGAUCUGAAUGCUCGUAUCAAGGAUGUCAGGAGGGAGCAGGUUUUCCAGAGGGAACGUGAAGCCGAGUUUAGGGAUCAGUCCGAGUCCACCAACAGCCGCGUCGUCCGCUGGAUCGUCAUCCAACUCAUCGUCUUGGGAGUCACUUGUGCCUGGCAGCUAUCUCACCUUCGUUCAUUCUUCAUCAAGCAGAAGCUCACCUAG